Eleginops maclovinus (Patagonian blennie) is the source of this 10365-nucleotide messenger RNA. RefSeq names its product helicase with zinc finger (gene helz). The record is from RefSeq and is a predicted model, not a curated record. Gene Ontology annotation, molecular function: metal ion binding; helicase activity. Gene Ontology annotation, cellular component: cytosol; P granule. Lineage: Eukaryota; Metazoa; Chordata; Actinopteri; Perciformes; Eleginopidae. Gene Ontology annotation, biological process: regulatory ncRNA-mediated post-transcriptional gene silencing.
CUCAACCUUCAGAUCAGCACAUCCCACUAUGCUUUGCGAUGGUCUGACAAGUGGAUCCAAGAUGGCGUAGAAAGUAAAGCUAGUAAUUGACUUUAAAUGCCUUACAUGACCAAGUGAGGGUACCCACGUGUCGAAUGCAUAAAACUUGGUAGGCAUUUUAAGAAGAAAGCGAUAAAAAAAUCCUCCCACUCAUGAAGUCUCUCCGGUGCAUGUGAGCAUGAUGAAUUCUCUCCACCAGACAUCUUCAACGUUUAACAGAAGUUUUGUCCCUGAGUCAUGGCGGACAGGAGAGCGGAGAAGUCAUGUGAAGAAGCCAGCAGAUCGUUAGCAAGGCGGGAGUACGACGCGGCAGUCAGCCACAGCACGGAGGCCCUGGUGGUCCUUGCACCCCAAGCACCACCUUCGGGUGCCCCUGUCCCACAGAGCCCUACGUCUCUUGUGGCUGCCACCGGACCCCUCCGCAGCCGCGCCCUGCUCUACCGAAUUGCUGCCUUCUUGCAGCUGAAAAACUAUGAUGAAGCAGAUGAAGACUGCAAACAUGUUAUGGCAGAAGAGGUGGCCAGGGGAGAUGGUUCGCUACAGGCCAGCCUGCGCUCCAUGCUGGUGGAUGGCAGCCUGCAGGAGGUGGCCAGCAUCCUCUCCAAAGCCUUGUAUGGAGAGCCAAUGAACGGCAUUGUUGCAAAAGACCUUUCCAGAUUAAAAAUGCUCUUCUCGGAAAUAGAGUCUAUAAACAGGGAGAUGGCGCCAGAAUACACAGAAGACCAGGAGGAAGAGGUCCAAGAUGGCUGGCAAUUCCGGCCUCCUCCCCGAGGAGUCACCAGCAGUGAGGAGUACACCCUCUGUAAAAGGUACUUGGAGCAGGGUCUGUGUCGGUACGGGGCCCAGUGUACGUCAGCCCACUCUCAGGAGGAGCUGAUGGAGUGGCAGAAGCGUUAUGCGUCACGCCUCAUCCGCCUCAAACAGCAGCAGGAGAGCAAACACUUCACAGAGAACUACAUGGAGACCCUGAUAGAGAAGUGGAUGAAUUCCCUCAGCCCAGAGAAAGUGCUAAGUGACUAUUUAGAAGGAGUGUCUGUAGAAACAAGCUCCAGCCUCUCUGUAACUGUUGCCGCCAAAAAAUCUGCCCACUCCUGGACCUUCUCGUUCUUGUGCAAGCCGCCUAGAAAGCUGUUCCGCAUCGCCCUGCUCUACGAUGCCCACCGGCCGCACUUCUUCAUCACAGGGGUGUCAUCUGAGGAGCGGCAGCAAACCCUCCCCAAAGGCUGCCAGGAGUGGACCCCAGGAGAGGAAGCAGCAGUGGUGCCAGACAAUGGCCUUGACCAUUCUAUCUACAAGGUGACAUUGGGCUUCAGCACGGAAAUCUUCGGUACCUUCCGACAGACCGUUGUUUUCGACUUCGGCUCAGAACCUGUGCUGAUGAAGCGAAUCAUGGUGGAUGCCGCCUCGAUUGAAGACCUUGAGCAUCUGAUGGCAGCCAGGCAGCAGCUCUUGAUCACGGCGAAGCGCUGGGACUCCUCCUGUAAGACCAUCGUAGAAUUCGUUCCUAAUGAGACGAUGGCAGACCUGGAGCGCAGCCUCCUAUCCCGCUAUCAGAUCCCUCUGUCGGCCGACCAGCUCUUCACCCAGUCCGUCCUGGACAAGACUCUGACCAAAGAAAACUACCAGGCCCGACUGCACGACCUGCUCUACAUUGAAGAGAUCGCACAGUACAAGGAAGUUAGCAAGUUUAACAUCAAGGUGAAUCUCCAGCUAGUCACCAGCUUCAUGCUGACGGGCAUUUCUGUUGGAGCCAAGUAUGCCCAGAAUGGACAGCUCUUUGCACGGUUCAAACUCACUGAAACACUCUCUGAGGACACAUUGGCUGGCCGGCUAGUGAUGACCAAGGUAAACUCAGUCCUCGUGCUGCCGUUAGUCCGGGAUGGGUACAGCAACCAUCCGCCCCCCGGGGUGAAAGAGCGUGUUUACGAGGCUGUGAUCGAGGAGAAGACCAAGGACUACAUCUUCCUGAGGAUCUGCAAGAACUGUGUGGAGGAGCUUGGGCUUAUUCCGGACAGAGAAUUACAGGUGGAGCUCCAGUUCCAGCUGAACCGACUGCCCCUCUGUGAGAUGCAAUACGCCCUGGAUCGCAUCAAAGAUAACGGCAUCCUCUUCCCUGACAUCGGCCUUCAACCCACCAUCCCCUGGAGCCCCAACAGGCAGUGGGACGAGCAGCUGGAUCCCCGUCUGAAUGCCAAGCAGAAAGAGGCCAUCCUUGCCAUCACCACACCGUGCUCUAUUCCACUGCCCCCAAUCCUCAUCAUUGGACCCUACGGCACCGGCAAGACCUUCACCCUGGCACAGGCUGUCAAGCACAUCCUCCGCCAGGAUGAAAGCAGGGUCCUGAUCUGCACCCACUCCAACAGUGCGGCCGACCUUUACAUCAAGGACUACCUUCAUCCUUACGUCGAAGCAGGCAACCCGCAUGCCAGACCUCUCAGGGUAUACUUCAGGAACCGCUGGGUGAAGACGGUGAACCCAGUGGUCCAGCAGUACUGUCUCAUCUCCAACACACACAUCACUUUCCAGAUGCCCACAAAGGAGGACAUCCUCAGGCACCGUGUGGUUGUGGUCACCCUCAGCACCUCCCAAUACCUCUGUCAGCUGGACCUGGAGCCUGGGUUUUUCUCUCAUAUCCUGUUGGAUGAAGCGGCCCAGGCCAUGGAGUGCGAAACCAUCAUGCCUUUUGCUCUAGCUAACAGGAGCACUCGCAUUGUGCUGGCUGGAGACCAUAUGCAGCUCAGUCCAUUUGUGUACAGUGAGUUUGCGCGGGAGCGGAACCUCCAUGUGUCGCUGCUGGACCGUCUGUAUGAGCACUACCCCGCUGAAUACCCCUGUCGCAUUCUCCUGUGUGAGAACUACCGCUCUCAUGAGGCUAUCAUCAACUACACGUCAGAAUUAUUUUAUGAUGGGAAGUUGAUGGCAAGCGGGAAGCAGCCCUCCCACAAGGACUUCUACCCUCUGACCUUCUUCACAGCCAGAGGAGAAGAUGUCCAGGAGAAGAAUAGCACUGCCUACUACAACAACGCAGAGGUGUUUGAGAUCGUGGAGCGGGUGGAAGAGUUGCGAAAGAAGUGGCCGGUGGCCUGGGGGAAGCUGGACGAUGGCAGCAUUGGAGUGGUGUCACCGUACGCUGACCAGGUGUUCCGCAUUCGUGCUGAGCUCCGAAAGAAGAGGAUGCAUGAGGUCAGCGUGGAGAGAGUGCUCAACGUCCAAGGUAAACAGUUCCGGGUGCUGUUCCUCAGCACGGUGCGGACGCGGCACACGUGCAAACACAAGCAGACGGCCAUCAAGCGGAAAGAGCAGCUAGUUGAGGACUCAACGGAGGACCUGGACUAUGGAUUCCUCUCCAACUACAAGCUGCUCAACACGGCCAUCACCAGAGCCCAGUCCCUGGUUGCAGUGGUGGGAGACCCCAUAGCACUGUGCUCUGUUGGACGCUGCAGAAAAUUCUGGGAGCACUUUAUCUCCAUCUGCCAUGAAAACUCGAGCCUUCACGGUAUCACCUUUGAGCAGAUUAAGUCUCAGCUGGAGGCCCUGGAGCUCAAGAAGACCUAUGUCCUCAACCCAUUGGCCCCAGAGUUCAUCCCCCGUGCCCUCAGGCCAAUGCUCGGGCACCACUCAUCUUCGCAGGCCCUCCAUCCCCACCACCACCCACAUCCUCAGCAUGUACAGCCCGCCUCCAGCAAGCAGGGUCCGCAGCAACAGCAACAGCAACAGCAACAGCAACAGCAGCAGCAGCAGCAGCAGCAGCAGCAGCAGCAGUCCCCCCCUAAGGGAAAACAUGCAAACCACACAGAGCACCUGCCGCCUGAAGGAUAUGUGCAACCCAACCCAGCCGUGCUCAUGGGAAACCCAAUUCGGGCAUUCAGCCCACCCUUGGGGGGCACACCAGCUGGCAUGGGCAAGUCACCCAGUCCUGUUCAGAGGAUAGAUCCCCACACAGGCGCCAGCAUCCUCUACGUCCCAGCGGUGUACGGUGGAAACAUGGUCAUGUCCAUGCCCCUGCCUUUGCCUUGGCCAGGUUACCAGAAUCGCUUUGCUGUGGAUCCUCGCAUCAUGAGCCACCCGGCAGCCAUGGCCUACAACUUCAAUCUGUUGCAGGCCCAGAAUCGAGGCUCCCCCAUCCCCUACAGUGGGGUCGGGCACCCCUCUCCUCUCGGGAUGGGCCAGCCUAGCCCCGACAAGGAGCUACAGGCUGACCCCAUCAGAAAUGGUAAAUUGGAAGGAUGUCCAAAGUCAGAGCAGAGCCGUCUUCACACACCAGAGAGGAAACCCGCAGACAUGAAGGAGAAACAGGGUGAUUUGGACACAGGCCAGAUUCGAAGUCUAGACUCCCAGUCGGACGGGAUUGGUGGAUUUCCCAACGCGCUGCUCCAUCGAAAGGAUCCCUCGGCUGCCCAAAGACCCCUCAACUACCACCUGGCACCGCCCAACCCAGCUUUCCCCCCACAUCCUGCCAGUGGAAGGGCCUUCCCCCCACAGUAUCCAGUCUCCAGACUCCCCUAUCGGGUCGGCCAGCCUCCACACCCGGGGAUGCCCCCGCAGAGUCAGCAGCAGCAGCAGCUCAGCCCUGCCUACGCUGGGGGCAGCCACAACGCUUCCUUCUUCAGUGGCCCCAUACCCCCCCACAGGGCCGUCCAGUCUCCCACUAUGGAUGGGCCGGAUUCUUUAGCGGUGGAGGAUAUGAGUAGCUCCAUCAGGACUCCAAUGGGCCACGCGGGGGGCCACCACCCAGGCCUGUCGCAGCAUAACCGGGUCAACAGCUUCGGGGAAGACGGACAGGAUGGAAGCCUGGGAGAUAGUUUGGACCUACAGGGGCCCUUGGCUCUAGAGGCCCUGAGCCAGCAGCAGCAGGCAGCCAGGCUGGGCCAGUGGAACGAGGCAGGCCCUUUCCUCCAGGGCGGCGUCGCCUUCCCUCUGCCCCAACAGCUCGCCCACCUUGCUCAGCCUGGCAUGGCUCGAUUCCCCCAUCAGCUUCUCCGGGCUGCUAGCUGGGGCCUCGGUGCCAAUAUGGAGGAUGAAGCUGUAACCUCUGCCAACUCGGUGCCACCUUUCAACAGGUACCCGGGUCUCUUGAGAGAAAUGCCCCCCCAGGAACAGCCUGAACCCAGGGAUGCAGCUGAGAUGCAGCCCCCACCUCAAUCCCGACUCCUCCAGUACCGCCAGUCUCAGUCCCGUUCCUCAGGUGACCCUUCAUCCUCAUUGGCCUCCUCCUCCAAUCACGCUGGCCCUUACCCAUCAGGACCUUACUCCCAUGACCCAGGCCGCGAUCUGCUCAAUGAUAACCUUCUGAACAACCCAGCUCUGCAGCAGCACCCGGCCAACCCCCUGUAUAAUGCUGGCAACUACCCGCAUCAGCCCCCUGCCCACUCUGCCAGCCCCCCUUCCUCCCAGGUCAAAUACCUUCUGCAAGAGGCCCAGUGGCCUCAUGGCGGAGCUGCGUCAGUGAGCCCACCACAGCAGAACCACCUGUUAGGGAACCAGGGUCACAACCUUCCUUAUGCCAUGCCCAUCAUGGCCCACCCAAGCAGGCAGCAGGAGCAAGUCCACCUGAUGCAACUUCACCAUCAGCACCACCAGCAACAACAGCAACAACAACAACAACAACAACAACACCAACAGCAGCAGCAGCAGCAACAACAACAACAACAACAACACCAACAGCAGCAACAACAGCAGCAGCAGCAGCAACAACAACAACAACAACAGCAGCAGCAGCAACAACAACACCAACAACAACAAAGUCAAGGUUCAGACCAGGAGUCCUACCACCCACUGUCCCCCAGAACAUCAGCAGCCACAGCCAUUCACAACGUAGAUGAGUAUGAACCCAGAGGUCCAGGCCGGCCCCUCUAUCAGCGCCGCAUCUCCUCCAGCUACCCGGAUGACUCGUCUCCAGCCAACGCCCACACAGCCCUGUCCCAGCAGUCCCAGCCCUGUCCAUCAGACCCCCAGGAACACCCUCAUCCACACAUACAGCAUCAUCAGCACCCGCACGCCCCCUACGGUUACCCCCCACAUGACGUCUGGCCGAGUAAUGGCGGGGGCCCCGGCCCUGGUCCGUUCCAGAACAUUCCAUGUAACGGAGCCGCCACACUCGCUCAACACCGGGACUUAAUGGCUGCGAAGGCCCUUCGUCAGACGGAAGAGCAGGUGAAGGCCGAGGCCACAGCAGCACAGCAGACGCACCCUCACUCCCUAAACUCCCUUCAGCACCUUGGACAGUUUCCUCCUCUCAUGCCCAAUAACAAGCAGCAGCAGCAGCAGCAACCGCAGCAGCAACCGCAGCAGCAGCAGCAACCGCAGCAGCAGCAGCAGCAGCAGCAGCAGCAGCAGCCGCCGCCGCCACAGCAGCAGCAAACGCAGCAGCAGCAGCCCCGCCCCCCCCCGCCACCGCAGGCACCCACAGAGGCCAGCCAGGGGGCUCCAAAUUUAAGCAAACCACCAACCAUGUCCUAUGCCAGCGCCCUCCGCGCUCCACCCAAACCCCGAGCUGUUCGCCCUGAACAGGCCAAAAAGAACAGCGACCCCCUCUCCCUCCUACAAGAGCUGAGUAUAGGAAGUUCAAAUGGUAGCAAUGGGUACUAUUCCUACUUUAAAUAAGUGUCACCCCUCCCACAUUAUAAGUAAGUAAUGAAAAUAUAUAAAACAAAACAAAAAAGGUAAAACUCAUUCUAAAAACACGAAAAAAAAAUUAGUACAAAGUGCAUUUCUAAAUUGUUUCUAUCGGUAGGUUUUUCUUUCUGCAUUUUGUUUCAUUUAAACUUUUUAUUUGUAACAGUCCUCUUUUCUCCUCUUUCACAUAUCUGUGAAGAAAAUAAGUAUAUAUAAUGAAUGCAUUACCGGUAUAUAUACAUACUCAUUAUGUAUAUAUGAAUAUAUACUUAUAUUAUCCACACUUGUAUAUGUACGUAAUGCUAAAAAAAGUUAUAAAAAAAAUAAAAUAUAAAAAGGUGAGAUUCGGUUGACCACUUAGCUGCCUGCUUAAUUUUCCUUAUUGAAGUUGGUUUUGUUGGUUACUAAAAAAGUAUGUUGAAGGUUUUAUCAAUUUGUAUGCCUCAGUUUUGAGUGGACGUUGCGUCUUGAUUUUCAAAAUACUGUAGUUGUGGUAACGGACAAAAGCUAAGUGGUCAACCGACACAGAAACUACAUGGAACAGUGUAUAGAAGUAGAUAAAUUUUCCUCUAAUCUGUAAAUAUAAAGAAAAUAAAAGACUGAAUUGUAUGCCACAGACAUGUCCUUAAAUUCCUGUAUCAUGUUAGCAUUUGCAUUAUGAAUUAUUUUUCGUUUGUUGGCUUCUGAUCCUUAAUUCGUAGACAUCCUGGAAAUAGCUGGGAAUUCUCUUCAGUAACUUAGUAGUAAAUGUGAUUGUUUUCUAAAAAAUAACAAUUUCAUAUUUUACUUUUCACCAAUGUCAGCAACAAUAGAAACUGUGUAAAAAAAAAGUCAGAAAAACAACAACCACUUAAUUCCUCCUUUGUUUGUGUUAAGGAUCAGAGAACACCAGACACCGCUUUCUAUGAUAAGAUAUCCAAACCGCUUCGCUUGUGGCCGAUUCUGUCAUUUUAUUUCUUUUGUGUGUGCCAUCAAAAAUAGACCUCGGAAAUGGUUUUAAUAACUGCUGACGAUAUUCGAUGUGUUUUGUCACUAAUAGACGCUGAGCUUCUUUUGAAAAGGUUGAAGUACUCUGAAGGUUUGUGAAAGUGCAGAGAGGGGUGAGGUCAGAGUGGUGUGUCGUGAUAGGUAAGUUGAAACUGAGGGUGUGAUCAACACUGCCAGUCAGACGCUUUUGAACAUGCUUAACGUGAGCCUUUUUGGUUAAAUCAGAAGUAUAAUGAGACUGUAGAUACAUAGAAAAUACCCUGACCUUUAAAAAUACACGUUCAUCACAUUCAUGCUUUUCAUUUGUCUCGGAACAAUACUGGAUCUUUGUCACCAUAGUAACAGCCACAACAGCACUCAGAUCCCUGCUGCUGUAAAUGCUGGUCUCACAGAUGUUUGUAGCCAUAAUUUUUCCCAGUUUCUGGAAUCCCUUUCCCAGUGUAAGACAGUUUUCCUAAAGAUCAUUGUUCUCCUUUCUCUGUAAGACGAUCUUUAAAUCCGAGUUAUAUAAACAACGGUCUCAUCCAUGAGCUAAUAUGUGCUCCAAGUUCUACCAAAAAUAUUGAUCAUUCACAAUAAAAAUCCUUACAUUUUUGGAGAACUUUAGGUCAUUCCAAGUCCCCCCAUCAUCUUUUUCAACACUCUGCUUGUGAUUUAACCAAAAAGGUAACACUUAAAGUAACUAUUCAAUGAGCUGUUCAAAGACGUGUGUCUGUUUUUGGGGCUGUGCGUAACAAGUAUGAGUUGGUGAUGUUUUAUGUUUCUUGGUUAUUCAGAUAAUGACAUUAUUCACCUUUUCAGUUUGAUCCAAUUGAAAUAUUAAUAUUAGAUUAGAUUGACUAAUCCCAUUCACUUUAAAUUAAAUUGAAAUAGCUCUGACCGUGCUUUGCGUUCAAAUGACCUUCUUCUCACGACCAGAAAACACGAUGAACAGGACACGACAUUAAUUUUACUCGGCCACACAGCUCGCAUGCAAAGGAAUCUUACUGCGUUCAUAGAGAGCCAUGGUUAUCAGGAGUCCCAAAUAUGAAAAAGAUGUUGAUGCUAUAUCUGCCAAGGGUUUUCUUUAAUAAUAAAAGCAAUGCUGGAAACAGUCAUCCAGUACUCAAUUCUGUUUUACCUAUUUCAUUUGAAUUGUUGAAAUACCACUGCCCCAUUCGCAAACUGAUAGUCGUACCGAAAUCACCCGGCUGUUUCGUGGCUUUGAUACGGCGGUGAGUCACUGUCUUAAAGUGAUCCUCAGUAAGCUCGUACCCUACAGCGAUUUACAUAGAUGUGUUUUUAACAUUCAGCGGAGAGCUUCAUGUUCUUAUUCGUACGUUUUUAAGUUUUCACAUUGUCAUUCAAAGGUCCAGAUCUUUUGACUUGGCGGAAAACAACACAUACUUGUAAAUAUGCAUUUUGUAGGUAUUUACAAACAAACUUUGGGAGUGCCUCAAUUUUGUAGAAGCUGUUCCAAGAGGAGGUAUGCCCUUUUUAAUUAUGCAAAACAAAAAAUAUCAAUCCUACGAAUAAUGAACAACAACAACAACAGUAACCCAGUGGAUAGUUGCAACAUCUUGUAACUGUUUUUUGAUAAGAUGGUGUCUGGCUGAUUUGACAAAGAGGAGAAUUUCUGUUGCAGCUGUUUUUCAGACGACUUAUUUCACUGUACAAUACAUAUUGGAAAGUAUAUGUUGCUGGAUUUGUCCUGUAUUGUUUUCUCACAACUAUACAACAAUCAACAUGGAUUCAUUUCUUUUUGUUAAUGUGAAGAUGUUUUUUUUUCCUUUUCAUGCAUGUUGAGAUGACCUGGCUGGUUUUAUCCCUGUUUUUAUCAGUUUGUAUUGAUUUGUGAAUGAAUUAAAAAUGAAGAAAAGAAAAAAAACAGCUUAUGUUCAACCUUCGGAGUCAAUUUUGGUAUAUUAUUUGAUGUGUACAAUAACUUGUGACAUUAUCAACAAAACUUAUGAUAUUUUACUAACAUGUCAAUCAAAUAUGUAAUGGUUAUGUAAGUUAUUUUCUUUCUGCAGUUACUUAGCAUGGCUGAAGCUUAGGUUGCUCCCCGGUGUGUGUCGUAUUUACAAAGCUCAGUUUGUUCGGGAAAAUAAUUUCCCUCAAAGCAGUCGUUGGCUAAUCUCUGAAGUUUCGCAAUACUAAUAUUACACCGCUUCUUCAUUUUUAUUUAUUUUGGAGCAGAAGAGAUUGAGCCAAAGACAUUUUAAAAGGAUGUUAUUUACAACUCAUCAUCAAUGUUGAUUUGUUUUAAGGCUUCCUUUAUGUUGGAUCCCAAAAUGAGUUGUCCAGGAUCUUUACUGUGAAACUAAAAGUCUUUCAAAUGAAUUGUAAAUGUUUUCACCUUGCAAUAUUGAACCAUGUUUUAUGAUAUGAAUUAUUGUCUUUAAAAAAAAAAUACCAGUUUGUUUGUGUACACAUGGAAAGGGAGCAACCUUUUGCCCAGCCAGUAGAGAGCACUGUGUUAAGCCUUCUUUAAACGCCACAUCUCUUCCCGUUCUCUGUUUGCUCUCCUCUGUUCUUCCCUCGCUGCAGUGAAUCAAUGGCACACCUGUUCUCCCAGCCUCCCAGCCCCAUUGGUUCCUCCCUCGUGGGUACAAAAACAAUGAAUAGAUCUGUUUUACUCUUCUUCAUUUCAAUUGGUGGUGGUUAUAAUCAAGGAUUUAGACUGUGUUUCAAAGGUUUAUUUUCUUUUUUAUUUGUUUCUCUAUUAAAGUGUUUUUAUUGAAA